AUGGCGUCGUCCUUUGUCCUCAAGGAGAAGAUCGCCGAUGUCUACUUGGACCGCGCCCAUGAACCCGAGAUCGUCGUCUACCACCCGGCGCGCGAGUCCCUCAUCAUCGUCGCGACUGCGUCGCUGCACGAGGUCGACCUGCGCACGGGCUGCGUCCUCGGCGCCAUUCCGUUCGACAGCUGCCUUCUACAUGACAAGCCCCACGUCUUUGACGACGUCGUGCCCGCGGGCCAGCACCACGUCAUUGCCUCGCUCUCUCGCUACCUCGUGGUCUGGGACCUCCGCGAGAUGACACUGUGCUGCGUCACAGAGGUGCUCAAGUCAUCCACGAAGAGCCCGAUCGUCGUGACGGCCGCAACGACACUCGCGGGCACAGUCUUCUACGGCCACGAAGGCAGCCAGAGCAUCAAGGUGACGACUGUCGAAGGACUCUGUAGCGGCGAAGCCUGUCAAAAGAUCCCCCGGAAAGCUGCGUCGCGUGGCAGCGUCCUCUGCGCGCUGGCCUUUCAUGCGCGCCAUCAGCUUCUCGCCUCGGGGGGCACCGACGGCAUCGUGCACGUGUGGCGCGCCGGCAGCUCGGUCCACGGCGCUACCGACGACGAGUGGUCGAAGGACGAGCACAGCAAAGCCAACGGCGACGACGUUAGCCCACACGCUCUGCUCGCCACCUUCUCGACCAAGACGUCGCCCGUGCAAGCGCUUGCGUUCGAUGGCCAAGGACUCUUGGCAGCUGCCUACCUCGCAGGCCAACUCGAUAUCUUUGACGUGCUGCGACGUGAGCCACGCGCGGUCGCCUCCCCAACUACGGCUGUGCCGACCGGUCUCUCGCUCUGCAGUCGCCACAGCAUUCAUUUCAGCGCAAGCUUGAACACGCUGGUGCUCGUGCUACUGGGGGCAUCGCAAGACGUCGUGCUGCAUCGCAUGCACUUUGGUGACAGCAUCGACUCGACGUUUGGCGUGGCGUUCGACGUCAAUGCGCUCGUUGCGGCGGUCGUUCCGUGCGACAUGCAGCUCGCACUCUACACGUCGUCGCCGACGGCGCGGUCGCUUGCGCUGCUCGAAGGCGCGGACGACGACAUUGCGCUGUCGAACGUCGUCAUGCCUCCGACGCGCACGUGGUCGAUGCAGCCGCAGUUUUCGUUUCUCCAGUAUUGCAGUCCCGACGACGUGCCCCGGCGCCUUCUCCACAUUUCAACGAGCGACGCUCUCAAGUUUGCCUUGAGCGCCAUGGACCUCCAAACGAACGAAAAGACGGAGCUUUGUCCACUGCUCGCGACGUUUGAGGGACUGCCGCUGCAGCCGCUGCGACUCACCGUAUCCCGCGACGGCGGCACGUCCGCUGUCUUUCUCUCGUCGUCGCAAGCCACUGUCAUGACGCUCAUCGAUGUCAGCGCGCCGACGGCGGCCCCGACAUACGAGGUCCGCGACGUGUGUUUCACACCAACACACUUGGUGUCGCUCAUGCCGUCCGGACGAAGCGUCCGCGUCCACGGCAACUGGAAGGCCAAGGAGCCCGACGGUCUGCUGCUCAACCUUCCGACAACUGCCGCGCGGCUCUUCCCCACGCGCUGGGCCAUGCCCAACUCGGAGGCUUGCAAAGUUCUUUUCGUUGUCCAAGACGCACUCGGUCGCGAGUGUUUGCGUCUGAGCGAGCACACGGUGGCAUUUACGCUCGACUCGGCUUGCUUUUGGAGUGCCGAGAAGCACGAACCCAUUCUUGAAGUCCAGAACGAGCCCGAGAAGGCGACGCACUUGAUUGCUGUGCGGACGUCCAAGCGUCUCGUCGUCCUCGAUGGGUCGCUGCAAGUGAUGGCGACCUUUGCGCCGCACCGUACGCAGCUGCAAGAGACGCCCACAAGCAUGCUCUGGAUCGGCGAUGCGCUUGCCUUUGCAACCAUCGGCGCCACUUUGCGCUAUUGGCAUCCCGCGUCGCCCCGUACGACCCACGCGCUGUGCAGCGUACCCGUGACGCCUUCUGGAUCCCACGUGCGUCUCGCGGCGUUCUUGCCCGACCGCGUCGUGUACAUGGUGCUUCAGGACGAUGCAAAGUCGGCCACCAUGUACACGCGCCCGUUUGCGCCGCUCGAGGUGCUCGUGUGCACCCACAGGGACAGAGAGAACGUGCAGCGGUACAUUGCGCGUCUCCUCGAGUACGGCCCGCCCCUCGUGCAAGUGAGCUGGAAGACGCUGUCGACUUUGAACAACCCGACGCUGAGCUUGCGUCUUCUCCACGACGGCAAGAAGGCAAAGGCCGGUGCCAUGUACCGCGAAACGUCCCACAUUGCUGCGAAUACCAUCGCGGGCAUCUUCCUGGCUGCCCACCGCUGGCGCGACGCAGCGACCUAUCUCGUUUCGGACGACCCCGCUCUCUACGAAUAUGCGCUCAACCCACAAGGCGCCGAGGCGCAGCUGCCCCCGAAGCUCUCCCACGUCGCGGCGGCGCUAACGCGCAUGGCGGCGACGCUGCAGUCGAUGGGGCAGUUCGAGCUCGCGGCUCAGUGCCUCGACAUGGCUGGCAACGACGCAGCGCUACUGAGCCUCGUAUGUGCCAUCUCGUUUGGUCUCAAGUGCGGCUCGGCCGACGUCGUUGAAGCCAUUCUGCGCGGGCUCAAGACAGCUCACCCGCCGGUGGUCGCCGCCGUCACCGCGUAUGAUGCCGCCCAGAUACCCAAACACGUCAAGAUGGACGUGUUCCGCCUCCUGUGCACCGAGCACUUGGUGUUGGAGCGCCGGAGUCGGCUCUUGGCGUCGCUGAGUGGUCUACGCCGGGUGCGGCUGCCACCUAUCAAGAUCCCGUUGCUGGCGGCGCCCGACGGAUGGAAGUACUUUACGUGGAAGCGCCUCGAGCCCGAGGACCCGGUCGACUGGCUCGGGUCGUCGACCCCGCACUUUUCGUCCCAAGAGUUUGUGAAAAAGUCGCUGCAGAUUGACGUCAGCGACGGCUUUGGCGAGAUGCGGUCGACGCCGAUGGCGAGCGCGCCGUCGUUCGGCCCGUUCUUGGACGACGAGGACAGCGUGACGGCGUACUGGCGCUUUGAGGACGCAGCGACUCUCGGCCCAAGUCGCACGACGGACGCCACGCUCCUCGACACGUCGAAGCGCGAAAACCACUUGGUCGUAUCGCCCGCCAUUGUCUUGGACAUCUCGACCGCGCCCGUCGACAAGGGCGAAGAGAGCAAGCUCCUCCCGGCGUACAUGCUGCACUUUCCAGCCGUUGCGCCUCUCGACGGCAGUGGCUGGCACGCGUCAUGCGCAGUGCGCAAGGGCGGAAGCAUGGACUUUGGCACGAGCUUUGACGAAGAUCCAUACCGGCGCCACCUCACGCUCGAGUGCUGGGUGCGCUAUUACGCCGAGGGGCCGAUCGCAGGCAGUAGUACCUCGGUCCUCGCGGCACGAAGCCCCUUCUGGUCGAUAAGUAUGGAGAGCAGCGGGCGCCUCUGCGUGCAGAUCCACGACCGCACGCUUCCAACGGACGGUACGUUGCUGCUCAACGGCAGCUGGCAGCAUCUGGCGCUGGUGCUCGAUAUCGUCAGCGACGACAAGGCGUCCGUGCGCGUGCUGCUUGAUGGCGCCAGCGUCUUGGCCAAGGAGAUUGCUGUCAAGAUGACUUCGCAGAGCGACAGCAGCAGCGCGCUGCAGCUCGGACCGCGCCUCGUAGGCUUUGACAUGACGGAGAUAAGACUGUGGGCAACGUCGCGCUCGGUGGAGCAGAUCAACGACAUGAAGGAAAAUUACCUUGGCAUCGCCGAGACCAAGAAGCGCAUCAAGGUCGCCAUCCACCAGCGCGACUGCCAGUGCGAAAAGUGCAUUGGCCGCCGCCAGAACACGCCGUUGGCCAAGCUCGCGAUGGUGCAGCCGCUCGCAGCAAGCCCCGCGAGCCGCGCGCGGCGCGUCAUCAAGACGCCGCAGUCGCCCGUCGCGUCGCCCAAGCGCGAAGAGACGCGGCUCAACUAAGAUCUCUGCUGCACACUAGUAUAUUCAUCACGGACGCAAUACAUGUUGGCUUGCACUAA
Molecule: messenger RNA, 4013 nt
Organism: Saprolegnia diclina VS20
Lineage: Eukaryota; Oomycota; Saprolegniomycetes; Saprolegniales; Saprolegniaceae
Exons: 16
Coding region: 1-3954 (1317 amino acids)
Molecular function (GO): protein binding
Source: RefSeq, a predicted model, not a curated record